Peromyscus eremicus (cactus mouse) is the source of this 1291-nucleotide messenger RNA. Its product is annotated as cathepsin 7-like. The transcript is spliced from 7 exons. Bases 82 to 1083 code for a protein of 333 amino acids. Gene Ontology annotation, cellular component: lysosome. NCBI's taxonomy places the organism in Eukaryota, Metazoa, Chordata, Mammalia, Rodentia, Cricetidae. Gene Ontology annotation, biological process: immune response. The record is from RefSeq and is a predicted model, not a curated record. Gene Ontology annotation, molecular function: cysteine-type endopeptidase activity.
GCCAGCAUAGGUGGCUUAAUUUUUCAAGAGUGUUGGUUUAUUCUCCUAUUCAUUUUUCUUUGCUCUGUAGGUACUUAAGACAUGACUCCUGCUGUCUUCUUGGUCAUCCUGUGUUUGGGAGUAGCCUCAGGUGCUCCAAAACCAGAUUACAGUUUGGAUGCUGAGUGGGAGGAGUGGAAGAGGAGCUAUGAGAAAACAUACACCCAAGAGGAAGAAAGACAGAAGAGAGCAGUAUGGGAAGAAAAUGUGAAAAUGAUCAAAAUGCACAGUGAGGGGAAUGGCCUGGGGAUGAACAACUUCACUGUAGAGAUGAACGAAUUUGGUGACAUGACUGGUGAAGAAAUGAGGAAAAUGAUGAUGGAGAGUUCAGUUCUGACUCUAAGGAAUGGGAAACGCAUCCAGAAACGAGGCGAUCCCAAAAUCCCCAAAACUUUGGACUGGAGAACACAAGGCUAUGUGACUCCUGUGCGGAGACAGCUAGGUUGUGGUGCUUGUUGGGCUUUUGCUGUGGCUGCUUGCAUAGAAGGACAGCUGUUCAAGAAAACAGGCAAACUGAUCCCACUGAGUGUACAGAACCUAAUAGACUGUUCUAGAUCUUUUGGCACUGAAGGCUGUAAAGGAGGCAAACCUUAUGGUGCCUUCCUAUAUGUGAAGCACAAUGGAGGUCUGGAGGCCGAGGCAACCUAUCCAUAUGAAGCAAAGGAAAAGCUCUGCAGGUACCGUCCUGAACGUUCUGUUGUUAAGGUCACCCGCUUUUUGGUUGUCCCAAGGAAUGAAGAAGCCCUAAUGAAUGCUUUAGUAACUCAUGGGCCUAUUGCUGUUGCAAUUGAUGCUCAACAUGAAUCUUUUAAAAAGUAUAAGGGAGGUAUAUACUAUGAGCCUAAUUGCACACGUGAUUCUCCUAACCAUGGUUUGCUGUUGGUUGGCUUUGGCUAUGAAGGCAGAGAGUCAGAGGGCAAGAAAUAUUGGCUGUUAAAGAACAGCCAUGGUGAAAACUGGGGAGAAAAUGGCUACAUAAAGAUUCCCAGAGAUCAGAACAACUACUGUGGAAUUGCUUCCUAUGCCAUGUACCCCAUAUUGUGAGCUGCCUAGGGGUAAGAAGGAAGGGAAGAUAUUAGGGCAACACAUAUAGAAGAACUCCAUUGUUGGGCUCCAUAAGGCCGGGGCAUGGGGCCCAGUGUAGCUUUCUGAGCCUAUCUCAAGUUUUGUGACCUGUCCUAGGACAUGACACCGGCAUAAGAGUGACUCAGCACUACCCGACCUAGAAUGGAUUCUGCCUAGUAACUGCUGA